Messenger RNA from Protopterus annectens (West African lungfish), 4587 nucleotides. It is a transcript of the gene GRIN2A, whose product is annotated as glutamate ionotropic receptor NMDA type subunit 2A. The record is from RefSeq and is a predicted model, not a curated record. Bases 1 to 3963 code for a protein of 1320 amino acids. Gene Ontology annotation, molecular function: transmitter-gated monoatomic ion channel activity involved in regulation of postsynaptic membrane potential; NMDA glutamate receptor activity. Gene Ontology annotation, biological process: synaptic transmission, glutamatergic; excitatory postsynaptic potential; monoatomic ion transport. Gene Ontology annotation, cellular component: postsynaptic membrane; NMDA selective glutamate receptor complex; plasma membrane. Lineage: Eukaryota; Metazoa; Chordata; Ceratodontiformes; Protopteridae. The transcript is spliced from 11 exons.
AUGUCAAUGUUCUUCCAAUUUGGGGCUUCCAUUCAACAACAAGCACUCCUCAUGCUCGACAUUAUGAAGGAAUAUGAUUGGCAUGUGUUUACGAUUGUCACCAGCCACUUUCCAGGAUACCAGGACUUCAUAGCAUACAUUAAAAACAUUGUCGAACAUAGCUUUGUUGGCUGGGACCUUAUGAAUGUGAUCACACUUGAUGCUGUGGAUGGUGAUUCCAAGGCUCAAAUCCAGCUGAAGAAAAUCCAGUCUGCGGUAAUUUUACUAUAUUGCUCUAAAGAUGAAGCAGUUUAUAUUUUAGAUGAAGCUCAGUCUUUGGGUUUGACUGGCUAUGGUUAUACUUGGAUAGUACCCAGCCUGGUGACAGGCAACACUGAUCUGACCCCAGAGGAAUUUCCCCCUGGUAUGAUUUCUGUCUCAUAUGAUGAGUGGGAUUACACCUUGGAAGGGCGAGUGAGGGACUCACUUGGGAUUAUUACUACCGCUGCGUCAGAAAUGCUCAAACAUUACAGUUUCAUUCCGGAAGCCAAAACAAGCUGCUAUGGUCAACUGGAAAGAAAUGAGCUACCUUCUCAUACGUUACACAAAUUUAUGAUGAAUGUGACCUGGGAUGGGAAGGAUUUGUCCUUCACAGAGGACGGGUACCAGUUGAACCCAAGAUUGAUUGUCAUUGUUCUGAACAAGGACCAGGAAUGGGAGAAGGUGGGGAAAUGGGAGAAUAGCACCCUGACUCUGAAAUACCCUGUUUGGCCCAGGUUUGGAUCAUUUUCAGACGGUGAUGUAGAUGAUAACCACAUCAGCAUCGUUACCUUGGAGGAGGCCCCAUUUGUUAUUGUGGAAAAUGUGGACGAUCUGACAGGAACUUGCGUCAGGAACAGCAUACCAUGUCGCAAGCAAAUGAAGUUGUCUAAUACAACAAAUGAAGGGACCUUCAUGAAGAAAUGCUGCAAGGGAUUCUGCAUUGAUAUCCUGAAAAAGUUGGCGAGGACUGUAAAGUUCACCUAUGACCUCUAUUUGGUGACCAAUGGGAAGCAUGGCAAAAAAAUCAACAAUGUGUGGAAUGGAAUGAUUGGAGAAGUAGUUUACAAACGGGCAGCGAUGGCUGUUGGCUCCCUUACAAUAAACGAAGAACGUUCUGAGGUAGUCGAUUUCUCAGUUCCAUUCGUUGAGACUGGAAUAAGUGUAAUGGUGUCAAGAAGCAACGGAACGGUCUCUCCGUCGGCUUUCUUAGAACCGUUUAGUGCUUCCGUGUGGGUGAUGAUGUUUGUUAUGCUGCUCAUCGUGUCUGCCGUUGCUGUCUUUGUAUUUGAGUACUUUAGUCCCGUAGGAUAUAACAGGUGUUUAGCAAAAGGAAAAGCACCCCAUGGCCCUUCAUUUACAAUUGGAAAAGCAAUAUGGCUUCUGUGGGGCCUGGUCUUCAAUAACUCUGUACCUGUGCAGAACCCAAAAGGAACAACUAGCAAAAUCAUGGUCUCAGUCUGGGCCUUUUUCGCCGUCAUCUUCCUGGCCAGUUAUACUGCCAACUUGGCGGCCUUCAUGAUCCAGGAGGAAUUUGUGGAUCAAGUGACUGGAUUAAGUGAUAAAAAGUUUCAGAGGCCUUAUGAUUAUUCACCACCAUUUCGCUUUGGAACAGUCCCAAAUGGCAGUACAGAGAGAAACAUCCGGAAUAACUACCCCGACAUGCACCAGUAUAUGGUAAAAUACAAUCAGAAAGGAGUACUUGAUGCUCUGGUCAGCUUAAAGUCUGGAAAACUGGAUGCAUUUAUCUAUGAUGCUGCAGUCCUGAACUACAUGGCUGGACGAGAUGAGGGGUGUAAGCUCGUAACGAUUGGGAGUGGGUAUAUAUUUGCUACCACAGGAUAUGGAAUUGCUCUACAGAAAGGCUCCCCUUGGAAACGACAGAUAGACUUGGCACUUCUGCAGUUUGUUGGUGAUGGUGAGAUGGAGGAACUGGAAGCUCAAUGGCUGACCGGGAUCUGCCACAAUGAGAAGAAUGAGGUCAUGAGCAGUCAGCUGGACAUUGACAACAUGGCGGGUGUCUUCUAUAUGCUGGCUGCAGCCAUGGCCCUCAGCUUAAUCACCUUCGUCUGUGAGCAUUUGUUUUACUGGAGACUUAGAUACUGCUUCACUGGGGUAUGCUCGGGAAAACCAGGACUUGUGUUUAGCAUAAGUAGGGAGAUAUAUAGCUGCAUUCAUGGAGUUCACAUUGAAGAAAAAAAGAAAUCACCUGACUUUACUUUUGGCAGUCCACAGGCUAAUAUGUUGAGACUUCUUAGAACAGCCAAGAAUAUGGCCAACAUUUCAAAUCUAAACACUUCAAGGGCAAACUCCCCUAAGCGACCUGAAGAUUUCAUUCAGAGAGGAUCGUUAGUCAUGGAUGUGGCUCCUGAUAAAGGAAAUCUAAUAUAUGCAGACAAUCGCUCCUUUCAGACAAAGGAAUCUGUGUAUGGAGAUAAUAUUAGUGAAAUACCAUCACAUAGUACUAGCCGUCACAAGGAUAAUUUGAACAAUUAUGUGUUUCAGGGACAGCACCCUCUAACUCUAAAUGAAUCUAAUCCAAAUACAGUUGAAGUAGCUGUUUCCGAAGACACAAAAGUCAACUCCAAAUCAAGACAGCUGUGGAAGAAGUCAGUGGAAACAUUGCGACAAAACCCAGAAAAUACAAAAGAGAAUUCCACUGAAGAAAGAAGACAGUCGAUUAAAAACCAGAGAUACCUUCCUGAAGAGGUGGCCCAUUCGGAUGUCUCAGAUACUCCAAGUCAUGCUACAUCCCAUAAGGAACCUGAUAACAACAAGAAGCAUCACAGGACAAAGGACAGCAUUAAGAAGCGGUCAGUGUCCACUAAAUAUCCUAGAGACUGCAGUGAGGUUGAGUUAUCUUACCUGAAGAACAAACAGAGUUCAACCCGUGAAAAAAUCUACACAAUCAAUACUGAUAAUGAGCCAAGUUUCCAUAGGGAUCAUCGUGUAUACAGGGAAAAUAUUGGCAUUCCAGAAGAUAUAGAUUUUCCAGACAUUUAUCAAGAUCAUAAUGACAACUACAGAAAAGCAGAGCCCACUAUGUAUGUGAAUAGGACUCCCAUUCACAAUGAAGAUAGUCUUCCAAAUGAUAAUAGAUAUAAACUUUAUUCUAAACCCUAUAAUGUAAAAGAGAAAAAUGUUUCUCCCCUUGAGGUCAAUGACAGGCACAGACAAAACUCCACACACUGCCGAAGUUGUCUGUCAGAGGUAUCCAAUUACACAGGGCACUAUGGUACAAGGUCUCCGUACAACAGGUGUGAAGCAUGCGUGCAUAUGGCAAAUCUGUAUGACAUUGAUGAAGACCAGAUGCUGCAGGAAACAAUCAAUGCUGUGCAACCAGAGGAGAUGUAUGGAUAUCAGUGGGCCCCGAGUGAUAUGGCUCAAGUACAAAAAAAAAGCCGACUGAAAAUUAGCAGGCAGCAUUCAUUUGAUAAUAUACUUGAAAAAAACAGGGAAGCAGAUCUAGCUAGACCUGCUCGUAGCAUAAGUCUAAAAGAUAAAGACAGAUAUCUUGAAGACAAUCCUUAUGCAAAUAUAUUCAAUAUCCAUCCUGACAAACUUCUGAGCUCCAAAGCUUCCCUUUUUAAUCAUCACCUUGAGGGGAGUAAUCGUAGUAAAUCAGUCUAUCCAGACCAUUCCUCUGAAAACCCUUUCUUACAUAAUUAUCGAGAAGAUCAACAACUGGUCCAUGGACACAGUUCCUCAGACAUUUAUAAACAGUCCACCCCUAAAGCAAGGAAUGAGAACUUGCGGUCAUCAAUAAAAUCCACAUCAUCAUACUGUUCCAGAGAUGGGCACAUUACUAAUGAUCUGUAUGUUUCAGAGCAUGUUAUGCCUUAUGUAGCAAAUAAGAAUAGUGCAUACUCUACUCCAAGAGUUUUAAAUUCCUGCAGCAAUAGACGUGUGUAUAAAAAAAUGCCUAGCAUUGAAUCAGAUGUUUAAAUCGUCAUUAUUCAUCCGUGGUCUAUAUAAAGUGACAUAGAUGCUACCAUCACAAGAGUAAGAAUGACAUUUCCCAAUCAGGUUCUUCAUAGUAUUGUAGUUAUUUGUUACAUUUAACAUAAAUAUUUUACUAGUUACCUCUACUUUAACGAGCAAUCCAUAAAAUGAUUCACAUGGAACAAUAAUGCAUAGAGCUCAUAAAACACAUGCAGCAUUAAAACAAUUUAUAAUAUUUGUAUUCAAUUGUUUUACUGAUGCUUAAAUGCAUGAUUUUUUUUUUAAUAGCUAUAGGAUAGCCAAAAAAAGAAACACUAUUAGAAUCUGCUACAGAAAAGAUGGUUCAAAUGUUUGCUGGCAACUAUGUUUUAAAUGAAAGCAUUUUAUAACAAAUGUUUAACAUACCACCCUUGAUUAAUGACCCUUAGUCCUUGUAUAUUAAGAAUCAUUUAGUCUACUGUUUACAUUGGAUUUGUUAAAUAGUUUCACAAUAUGCAAUGCAAGCAAUACAAUAUGCAUGUAUUUUUGGCAUCAGACAUUCAGAAUGUGUUUAAAAAGAAUGAAUUUCUGUAAGAAGAAUGGACCUCAGAUUCUGUUUUCUAAAUAUAAUUAUGCAGUUCACCUUGA